This is a messenger RNA of Egretta garzetta (little egret), 1939 nucleotides long. RefSeq names its product syncoilin, intermediate filament protein (gene SYNC). The coding region runs from base 1 to 1530 and encodes 509 amino acids. The record is from RefSeq and is a predicted model, not a curated record. Lineage: Eukaryota; Metazoa; Chordata; Aves; Pelecaniformes; Ardeidae. Gene Ontology annotation, cellular component: intermediate filament. The transcript has 5 exons.
AUGACUAGACAUGAGCUCAGCGGCGUGGCCGGGAGGGACCUGAUGGCAGAGCCCAAGCCCCCUCCAGAGCUGCAGCUGGAUGAAGCCGGAGCAUCCUCAGCCCCGCGGGGAGCGGCUGCAGGCGCUGCUCCGCACCCAGACCCCUCAUGCAGCCCCUUAGACCCAGCGGUGGGUGUGGGGGUGACACCCCGGCACGGGGACAGCCCAGCCGCCUGCCGGGAGCCGCAGGCAGACAGCAGGGAUGCUUCCUCAGAGCUAAAUGUGCCAGGGCCCCAGCUGGAUGAGGAUGCAUCCGGGGCCGGGAUCCCACUGGACGUGGAUGUGGCAGGAAUCCCGCUGGAUGUGGAUGCAGGUGGGACGGGGAUUCCACUGGACGUGGAUGCAGAUGCAGUAGAGAUCCCACUGGAUGUGGAUGGAGCAGGGAUCCCGCUGGAUGUGGAUGGAGCGGGGAUCCCGCUGGAUGUGGAUGGAGCAGGGAUCCCGCUGGAUGUGGAUGGAGCAGGGAUCCCGCUGGAUGUGGAAGCAGGAGGGACAGCGAUCCCGCUGGAUGUGGAUGCAGAUGGAGCAGGGAUCCCGCUGGGCCCCGUGGAGGCGGAUGGCGCGGAGCAUCAGUGCCUCACCCUCGAAGAGCUGGGGCUCUACUUCCAAGAAUGCAUCGAAGCCGUCGAGCAGCUGGAGGAAGAGAGAGACAGCCUGAUCGCCGAGCUCUCCCAGCUCCGGGAGCCAGCGCUGCAGGAGAUCCGCCAUGCCCAUGAGGAGAUCCAGGCAGCCUGCCGGCUGCUGGCCAAGGUGGAGCUGGAGAGGGACAACCUGAAGGAUGAGAUCCGGCAGAUCAAGCAGAAGCUGUUCAAGGUGACGAAGGAGUGCGUGGCGUGCCAGUACCAGCUGGAGAGCCGGCGGCACGACCUCUCCCAGCACGCUGCUUACCAGGGCGAGCUGGAGACCCAGGCUGGGCAGCUCUCCAGCGAACUGUCCCGGCUGAAGGAGACCUGUGAGAAGGAGAAGGAGGUUUUGAGGCAACGGCUGGAGAUGCCGCCGUGUCGGCCGGAUAACCUGUACCUGCAGGAGAGCCGCCGGCUCUCCAUGGAGUUUGAGAGCUUCGUGACGGAGAGCCGGCGGGGUCUGGAGGAGCACUACGAGCCCCAACUGCUGCGGCUCCUGGAGAGACGCAAGGCGGGGGCGAAGGCGCUGCAGGAGAUGCAGGGGGAGAUCCAGGGGAUGAAGGAAGCCCUGCGGCCCUUGCAGGGGGAGGUCAGCCGGCUGCGGCUGCAGAACCGGAGCCUGGAGGAGCAGAUCAUCCUCGUCAAGCAGAAGCGGGAUGAAGAGGUCGGGCAGUACCGGGAACAGGUUGAGGAGCUGGAAGACAGGCUGAAGGAGCUGAAGAACGGGGUCCAGCUCCAGCAGCGCAAGAAUCAGGAGCUGGAGGAGCUGAGGACCAGCCUCCACCGGGAGCUCUCCAUCUACAAGAGCUGCUUGGAAAUCUACAGCCACCUUUGCAAAUCAGAAGAAAAAGCAGAGCAGGACUGCUAGGAGAGAUGGACUUUUCCCUCUUCGUAGCAGAACCGACAGAGGCCUCCGCAGGGGAUGUCUCCUCUUGCUGCUUAUCCUACCUGAUGCCCAGCAGCUGCCCGAAGCCGGGAACACCGGCCAGGCACGUGCCGGUGUGCGUUUCUCGAGGUGCUGCUGUUAAUCCUGUAGUUAAACUGCUUUUCCAGAGAGAAGCAGAGAGAAAUACGACUUGCACUGAACAAUGGACAUAUAUGAAGAGUAAGAGAUGUAUGUUCUGCUGUGUUUGGAAAAAUGUAUGUCUUGUCUCGUAGGUGGAGCGCAUAAGCCCGCACAGAAAGUACCGUUCUGGAAGCCAGUGGGAGGGGGCUGUGGUUUUUAAAGUUUACAUGCAAGAGAAGCUUCAUCCUUUUCACAGGAUUUUCUUUUGUAU